Carassius carassius (crucian carp) is the source of this 10862-nucleotide messenger RNA. Its product is annotated as mucin-2-like. Gene Ontology annotation, cellular component: extracellular matrix. The transcript is spliced from 40 exons. The record is from RefSeq and is a predicted model, not a curated record. Gene Ontology annotation, molecular function: protein binding. Bases 36 to 10862 code for a protein of 3608 amino acids. NCBI's taxonomy places the organism in Eukaryota, Metazoa, Chordata, Actinopteri, Cypriniformes, Cyprinidae.
CAGUUCUGGAGCUGUACCUGUAGACCUCUCUCACCAUGGAGUGGAGAGCAUCCACGGUCUCCAUACUGCUUCUGGCACUUACCGGCAUUCAGGUUAAUUCAAACAUGGUCUAUCCCAGUAACCAUGUCAACAGCAUCUGCAGCAUGUGGGGAAACUUCCACUUCAAGACAUUCGAUGGAGACGUGUAUCAGUUCCCAGGCAUGUGCGAGUAUAACCUGGUGUCUGACUGCCAAAGCCUCAUUCACCAGUUCUCAGUUCACGUGAAGAGAACAGAAAACAGCACUGGGCCAAAGAUCAGCAGGGUGUUGAUUACCAUCAAUGACAUUGCUGUUGAGUUGACAGAGAAACAGGUCAAAGUCAAUGAAGAAAAAGUAAAGCUACCUGUGCAACUCGCAGGGAUUCUUGUGGAAGAGAACACAAUUUACACCAGGCUCUAUUCCAAAAUGGGCAUCACUGUCAAGUGGAAUAAAAAUGAUGCUGUUAUGGUGGAACUCGACUCCAAAUAUUCCAAUCACACUUGUGGGCUGUGUGGUGAUUUCAAUGGCGUCCCAGUUUAUAACGAGUUCAUUGAAUCCGGACGGAGGCUUGGCUAUGUUGAGUUUGGUAAUAAGCACAGAGUUCGCAACCCAACGCAUGCCUGCGAAGAUCCUUUUGAAAACGCAGAUGAGAAAAAUGUGGUGAACAAAUGUGAAAAAGUUCAGACAGAUUGUGCAGACCUUUUGAAGGAUGAGAAAUGGUCUUCCUGUAGCUGGGUUUUGAAUCCUGAGCCGUAUAUCAAAGCCUGUACGAAUGAUAUUUGCUCACAUCAACCUAAAGAUAAAGACACCAAAACCUCUGCGAUCUGUGCGACUCUGUCUGAAUAUUCACGACAGUGCUCUCACGCUGGAGGAGCUCCACCGAACUGGAGAACGGCAGCAUUCUGUGCUGUGACAUGUCCCUAUAAUAUGGUACAUUCUGAAAGCGGCUCCCCCUGUAUGGACACAUGCUCACACAAAAACACAAACUCUCUAUGUGAGGAACACAACACUGAUGGCUGCUUCUGUCCCCCAGGAACUGUGUUUGAUGACAUUUCAAACACAGGCUGCAUCCCAGCAGAAAAGUGUAAGUGCAAGCAUGACCACAUCUACAGCACAGGAGAGAUCCUACACAAAGAUGAGGGAGAAUGUGUAUGUAAGGAGGGAGAAUGGAUCUGUACGAAUAUUCCCGGUCCUGGCCUGUGCUCUUUAGAGGAAGGAUCUCACUUCACCACCUUUGACGGGAAAGAAUUCACUUUCAAUGGAGACUGUCACUAUGUGCUUUCAAAAGACUGUAACCAGACCAAGUUCAGCAUAUUGGGGGAGAUUGCUCCUUGUUUUACUCGUCAAACUGAUACCUGUUUAAAGUCUGUUGUGGUGCUGUUUUACAACGACAUGAAAAAUCCUCUGGUUAUUAAGGCUGAUGGGACAGUACAGCACAAUGCAGAUAUUUUACUUCCUUACAUUACAGCUGACUUCACGGUGUUCAUGCCGUCAUCGUUUCACGUCAUGCUUCAGACCACCUUUGGGCUGCAGGUGCAGGUUCAGCUAGUGCCUCUUAUGCAGGUGUACAUCACUGUGGACCAAAGCCUCCAGGGCAAGACUUGUGGUAUCUGUGGAAAUUUUAACAAAGUGCUGUCAGAUGAUCUGAAGACCCCUCAGGGAGUGGUUGAGGGUACGCCGGUUUCCUUCGCAAACUCCUGGAAGUCCUCGUUCAACUGCCCCGACCGUACUGAGAGAAUGGACGACCCCUGUUCCUACAGCAGUGACAGCGAGAACUUUGCCCAGCACUGGUGUUCCAAGAUGCAGGACAAGGCAAGCCUCUUUGCCAAAUGUCACACCACUGUCAAUCCAGACAGCUACUACAAGAGAUGCAAAUACUCCAGCUGUAGCUGUGAGAAGAGUGAGGACUGUCUGUGUGCGGUGGUCUCCUCAUACGUCCGGGCCUGUGCGGCUAAAAGAAUAUCCCUCCAAGGAUGGCGACAAAUUGUGUGCGAGAAGUAUACAAAGAAUUGCCCAGCCUCGCAGAACUACUCAUAUCAGCUGCAGACCUGUCAGCGUACCUGUCUUUCUCUCGCCUCUGAGCGCCAAAGCUGCAGUGUUGACUUCGUGCCUGUUGAUGGAUGUGCAUGUCCAGACGGACUCUACCAAGAUGAGAAUGGACUGUGUGUACCAAGCGAAAAAUGUCCAUGUUUCCAUACCGGACAGAAAAUUAAUCCCGGCAAGUCUAUCACCGUUAGGGACGAACACUGUAUUUGUAUAAAAGGAAAACUCCACUGUCGUUCCUGGAAAAACCAAACUCAGGUAUGUUCCUCGCCGAAGGUUUUCUUCAACUGCAGUACAGCGGCCCCAGAUGAACAUGGGUUGGAGUGUGCAAAGACUUGUUUACAACAGAAAGUAGACUGUUUCUCAGUGCACUGUCAGUCUGGCUGCCAGUGUCCUUCAGGUCUGUUGGAUGAUGACAGAGGACAUUGUGUUAAGCCGGAUAACUGCCCGUGUAAACAUGAUGGACAGUUUUAUGCACAAGGAUCUACGAUAACCACAGAUUGCAAUAAAUGCACUUGCCAAGGGGGGAAAUGGAAAUGUACACAUUAUAAGUGUCCAGGAAUAUGCACCAUAUAUGGCAGCGGACAUUAUAGAACCUUUGAUCAGCAAAGAUUUGGUUUCAGUGGAGGCUGCAGUUAUAUUGCUGCUCAGAACAAUUGUGGAAAUAAAACUGGCAAUUUUUAUGUGAUCACUGAGAAUAUGCCUUGUGGAACAACAGGAACCACAUGUUCAAAGGCUGUUAAAAUACUUUUGGGGAGGACAAUGCUGCUGCUUUCUGGUGGGACUGUGACAGCCGCUGAUACUGGAAGUGGUCCAGAGAUCAGGUACACUGAGAGAAACUUUGGGAUGUACCUUGUCAUUGAUGCUAACAUCGGAUUGACAGUUUUGUGGGACCGCAAAACCACCGUCCGCAUUAUUCUGCAACCUCAGCACAUGGAAGAUGUAUGUGGCCUGUGUGGAAAUUUCAAUGGAGAUGCAAAAGACGACUUUACCACUCAGGGAAAUUUGCCAACUACAAAUAUAAUGGAGUUUGUGGACAGCUGGAAAGUGUUAAGUAAUUGCCCAGAUGCAAAACCAGACUUUAACCCAUGUGUUGAGACCCCAAAUCGAGAGACAUGGGCAAAAAUACAAUGUAGCAUCAUCAAAGAUAUCAAGGGACCAUUCAAAGUCUGUCAUAACAAGGUGGAUCAAAACCCAUAUUAUGAUAACUGUGUGAAGGACUCAUGUGCAUGUGACACAGGUGGAGACUGUGAGUGUUUCUGUACAGCUGUGGCAGCUUAUGCUCAAGCCUGCAAUGAGGCAGACGUUUGUAUUAACUGGAGAACACCUGAGAUCUGCCCUGUGUACUGUGACUACUACAAUACUGGAAAAGAUGACUGCACAUGGCAUUACAGUCCUUGUCAUACAUCUUGCUACAAAACCUGUCUCAACCCUAAUGCUACCUGCGACAACAAUUUACCCAACCUUGAAGGAUGUUAUCCAAAAUGUCCAAAGGAUAAGCCUAUUUUUGAUGAGAAAAGUCAGAUCUGUGUGGAGGAAUGUAUACUAACAACAACAACAAAACCUAGCACAUCAUCUUUCCCUACACCAACAACUACAACAAAGCCUCCUACAACAACACCAAAACCUAGCACAUCAUCUUUCCCUACACCAACAACUACAACAAAGCCUACUACAACAACACCGAAACCCACCACACCAUCAUCCCCGACAACAACACCAAAACCUACCACAGCAACUUCUCCUACACCGACAACAACACCAAAACCUACCACACCAUCUUCUACACCGACAACUACUACAAAGUCUACUACAUCAACACCAAAACAUACUACACCAUCUUCUCCUACACCGACAACUUCAACAAAGUCUACUACAACUACACCAAAACCUACCACACAAUCUACCCCUACACCCACAUCUAGCACAAAAGUCUACUUCAACGACACCAAAACCUACCACGCCAUCUUCCCCUACACCAACAGCUACCACAACAUCACCCAAACCUACCACACCAUCUACCCCCACACCAACAGCUUACACAAAAUCUACUACAACAACUCCAAAACCUACUACACCAUCUUCCCCUACACCAACAACUACUACAAAGUCUACUACAACAACACCGAAACCCACCACACCAUCUACCCCGACAACAACACCAAAACCUACCACAGCAUCUUCUCCUACACCGACAACAACACCAAAACCUACCACACCAUCUUCUCCUACACCGACAACUACAACAAACACAAAGUCUACUACAGGAACACCAAAACCUACUACACCAUCUUCCCCUACGCCAACAACUACUACAAAGUCUACUACAUCAACACCAAAACCUACUACACCCUCUUCUCCUACACCGACAGCUACAACAAAGUCUACUACAACAACACCAAAACCUACCACACCAUCUUCCCCUAUACCAACAACUACAACAAAGUCUACUACAACAAUAUCAGAACCUACCACACCAUCUACCCCUACAUCAACAGCUACCACGAAGUCUACUACAACACCAAUUCCUACUACACCAUCUACCCCUACACCGACAGCUACCACAAAGACUACUACAACACCAAAACAUACCACAUCAUCUUCCCCUACACCAACAACUACAACAAAUGGUUUAAUGUAUAUAAUCCUGAAUUAGGAGGAGGGAAUGACUUGGAGACUUAUAAAAAAAUUGCAGAAAGUGGAAAAGAAAUCUGUAAAGAGCCCAUAGGUGUCGAAUGUAGCUACCACAAUGUCUACUACAACAACACCAAAACCUACUACACCAUCUUCCCCUACACCUACAGCUACCACAAAGUCUACUACAACAACACCAAAACAUACCACACCAUCUUCUCCUACACCGACAACUACAACAAAGUCUACUACAACAACACCAAAACCUACCACACCAUCUUCCCCUACCCCAACAACUACAACAAAGUCUACUACAACAAUAUCAGAACCUACCACACCAUCUACCCCUACAUCAACAGCUACCACGAAGUCUACUACAACACCAAUUCCUACCACACCAUCUACCCCUACACUGACAGCUACCACAACAUCACCCAAACCUACCACAUCAUCUACCCCCACACCAACAGCUUACACAAAGUCUACUACAACAACACCAAAACCUACUACACCAUCUUCCCCUACACCAACAACUACUACAAAGUCUACUACAACAACACUGAAACCCACCACACCAUCUAUUACAGCACCGACAGCUACCACACCAUCUACCCCUACAUCAACAAUUACAACGAAGUCUACUACAACAACAACAACAUCAAAACCUACCACACCAUCUACGCGUACAUCAACAGCUACCACGAAGUCUACUGCAACAAUGAUUCCUACCAUGCCGUCUUCCCCUACACCAACAGCUACCACAACAUCACCCAAACCUUCCACACCAUCUACCCCCACACCAACCGCUUCCACGAAGUCUACUACAACAACACCGAAACCCACCACACCAUCAUCCCCGACAACAACACCAAAACCUACCACACCAUCUUCUCCUACACCGACAACUACUACAAAGUCUACUACAUCAACACCAAAACAUACUACACCAUCUUCUCCUACACCGACAACUACAACAAACCCUAUACCGACAACUAUCACAGAGUCUACUUCAACGACACCAAAACCUACCACGCCAUCUUCCCCUACACCAACAGCUACCACAACAUCACCCAAACCUACCACACCAUCUACCCCCACACCAACAGCUUACACAAAAUCUACUACAACAACUCCAAAACCUACUACACCAUCUUCCCCUACACCAACAACUACUACAAAGUCUACUACAACAACACCGAAACCCACCACACCAUCUACCCCGACAACAACACCAAAACCUACCACAGCAUCUUCUCCUACACCGACAACAACACCAAAACCUACCACACCAUCUUCUCCUACACCGACAACUACAACAAACACAAAGUCUACUACAGGAACACCAAAACCUACUACACCAUCUUCCCCUACGCCAACAACUACUACAAAGUCUACUACAUCAACACCAAAACCUACUACACCCUCUUCUCCUACACCGACAGCUACAACAAAGUCUACUACAACAACACCAAAACCUACCACACCAUCUUCCCCUAUACCAACAACUACAACAAAGUCUACUACAACAAUAUCAGAACCUACCACACCAUCUACCCCUACAUCAACAGCUACCACGAAGUCUACUACAACACCAAUUCCUACUACACCAUCUACCCCUACACCGACAGCUACCACAAAGACUACUACAACACCAAAACAUACCACAUCAUCUUCCCCUACACCAACAACUACAACAAAUGGUUUAAUGUAUAUAAUCCUGAAUUAGGAGGAGGGAAUGACUUGGAGACUUAUAAAAAAAUUGCAGAAAGUGGAAAAGAAAUCUGUAAAGAGCCCAUAGGUGUCGAAUGUAGCUACCACAAUGUCUACUACAACAACACCAAAACCUACUACACCAUCUUCCCCUACACCUACAGCUACCACAAAGUCUACUACAACAACACCAAAACAUACCACACCAUCUUCUCCUACACCGACAACUACAACAAAGUCUACUACAACAACACCAAAACCUACCACACCAUCUUCCCCUACCCCAACAACUACAACAAAGUCUACUACAACAAUAUCAGAACCUACCACACCAUCUACCCCUACAUCAACAGCUACCACGAAGUCUACUACAACACCAAUUCCUACCACACCAUCUACCCCUACACUGACAGCUACCACAACAUCACCCAAACCUACCACAUCAUCUACCCCCACACCAACAGCUUACACAAAGUCUACUACAACAACACCAAAACCUACUACACCAUCUUCCCCUACACCAACAACUACUACAAAGUCUACUACAACAACACUGAAACCCACCACACCAUCUAUUACAGCACCGACAGCUACCACACCAUCUACCCCUACAUCAACAAUUACAACGAAGUCUACUACAACAACAACAACAUCAAAACCUACCACACCAUCUACGCGUACAUCAACAGCUACCACGAAGUCUACUGCAACAAUGAUUCCUACCACGCCGUCUUCCCCUACACCAACAGCUACCACAACAUCACCCAAACCUUCCACACCAUCUACCCCCACACCAACCGCUUCCACGAAGUCUACUACAACAACACCGAAACCCACCACACCAUCAUCCCCGACAACAACACCAAAACCUACCACAGCAUCUUCUCCUACACCGACAACAACACCAAAACCUACCACACCAUCUUCUACACCGACAACUACUACAAAGUCUACUACAUCAACACCAAAACAUACUACACCAUCUUCUCCUACACCGACAACUACAACAAAGUCUACUACAACUACACCAAAACCUACCACACAAUCUACCCCUACACCCACAUCUACCCUAUACCGACAACUAUCACAGAGUCUACUUCAACGACACCAAAACCUACCACGCCAUCUUCCCCUACACCAACAGCUACCACAACAUCACCCAAACCUACCACACCAUCUACCCCCACACCAACAGCUUACACAAAAUCUACUACAACAACUCCAAAACCUACUACACCAUCUUCCCCUACACCAACAACUACUACAAAGUCUACUACAACAACACCGAAACCCACCACACCAUCUACCCCGACAACAACACCAAAACCUACCACAGCAUCUUCUCCUACACCGACAACAACACCAAAACCUACCACACCAUCUUCUCCUACACCGACAACUACAACAAAGUCUACAACAACUACACCAAAACCUACCACACCAUCUACCCCUACACCGACACCUAGCACAAAGUCUACUACAGGAACACCAAAACCUACUACACCAUCUUCCCCUACGCCAACAACUACUACAAAGUCUACUACAUCAACACCAAAACCUACUACACCCUCUUCUCCUACACCGACAGCUACAACAAAGUCUACUACAACAACACUAAAACCUACCACACCAUCUACCCCUACACCGACACCUACUACCACAACAUCACCCAAACCUACCACACCAUCUACCCCCACACCAACCGCUUCCACGAAGUCUACUACAACAACACCAAAACCUAUUACACCAUCUUCCCCUACACCGACAACUACUACAAAGUCUACUACAACAACACCGAAACCCACCACACCAUCAUCCCCGACAACAACACCAAAACCUACCACACCAUCUUCUCCUACACCGACAACAACACCAAAACCUAUCACACCAUCUUCUCCUACACCGACAACUACAACAAAGUCUACAACAACUACACCAAAACCUACCACACCAUCUACCCCUACACCGACACCUAGCACAAAGUCUACUACAGGAACACCAAAACCUACUACACCAUCUUCCCCUACACCGACAACUACAACAAAGUCUACUACAACUACACCAAAACCUACCACACCAUCUACCCCUACACCGACACCUAGCACAAAGUCUACUACAACAACACCAAAACCUACCACACCAUCUUCUCCUACACCAACAACUACAACAAAGUCUACAACUAAAACAACACCAAAGAUUACGACACCGUCUACCCCUACACCGACACCUACUACAAAGUCUACUACAGGACCACCCAAAUCUAAUACACCAUCUUCCCCUACACCAACGGCUACCACAAAGUCUACUACAACAACACCAAAUCCUACCACAUCAUCUAGCCCUACACCGACAGCUACCACAAAGUCUACUACAACACCAAAACAUACGACACCAACUUCCCCUACACCGACAACUACAACAAAAUCUACUUCAAUGACACCAAAACCUACCACGCCAUCUUCCCCUACACCAACAGCUACCACAACAUCACCCAAACCUACCACACCAUCUACCCCCACACCAACCGCUUCCACGAAGUCUACUACAACAACACCAAAACCUAUUACACCAUCUUCCCCUACACCGACAACUACUACAAAGUCUACUACAACAACACCGAAACCCACCACACCAUCAUCCCCGACAACAACACCAAAACCUACCACACCAUCUUCUCCUACACCGACAACAACACCAAAACCUACCACACCAUCUUCUCCUACACCGACAACUACAACAAAGUCUACAACAACUACACCAAAACCUACCACACCAUCUACCCCUACACCGACACCUAGCACAAAGUCUACUACAGGAACACCAAAACCUACUACACCAUCUUCCCCUACACCGACAACUACAACAAAGUCUACUACAACUACACCAAAACCUACCACACCAUCUACCCCUACACCGACACCUAGCACAAAGUCUACUACAGGAACACCAAAACCUACUACACCAUCUUCUCCUACACCGACAACUACUACAAAGUCUACUACAUCAACACCAAAACCUACUACACCAUCUUCUCCUACACCGACAACUACAACAAAGUCUACUACAACUACACCAAAACCUACCACACCAUAUUCUCCUACACCGACACCUAGCACAAAGUCUACCACACCAUCUUCUCCUACACCGACAACUACUACAAAGUCUACUACAACUACACCAAAACCUACCACACCAUCUACCCCUACACCGACACCUAGCACAAAGUCUACUACAACAACACCAAAACCUACCACACCAUCUUCUCCUACACCGACAACUACAACAAAGAACACCAAAACCUACUACACCAUCUUCCCCUACACCGACAACUACUACAAAGUCUACUACAUCAACACCAAAACCUACUACACCCUCUUCUCCUACACCGACAACUACAACAAACACAAAGUCUACUACAGGAACACCAAAACCUACUACACCAUCUUCCCCUACACCGACAACUACUACAAAGUCUACUACAUCAACACCAAAACCUACUACUCCAUCUUCUCCUACACCGACAACUACAACAAAGUCUACUACAAAAACACCAAAACCUACCACACCAUCUUCUCCUACACCAACAACUACAACAAACCCUACACCGACAGCUACCACAAAGUCUACUACAACACCAAAACAUACGACACCAACUUCCCCUACACCGACAACUACAACAAAAUCUACUUCAAUGACACCAAAACCUACCACGCCAUCUUCCCCUACACCAACAGCUACCACAACAUCACCCAAACCUACCACACCAUCUACCCCCACACCAACCGCUUCCACGAAGUCUACUACAACAACACCAAAACCUAUUACACCAUCUUCCCCUACACCGACAACUACUACAAAGUCUACUACAACAACACCGAAACCCACCACACCAUCAUCCCCGACAACAACACCAAAACCUACCACACCAUCUUCUCCUACACCGACAACAACACCAAAACCUACCACACCAUCUUCUCCUACACCGACAACUACAACAAACCCUACACCGACAGCUACCACAAAGUCUACUACAACACCAAAACAUACGACACCAACUUCCCCUACACCGACAACUACAACAAAAUCUACUUCAAUGACACCAAAACCUACCACGCCAUCUUCCCUUACACCAACAGCUACCACAACAUCACCCAAACCUACCACACCAUCUACCCCCACACCAACCGCUUCCACGAAGUCUACUACAACAACACCAAAACCUAUUACACCAUCUUCCCCUACAACGACAACUACUACAAAGUCUACUACAACAACAUCGAAACCCACCACACCAUCAUCCCCGACAACAACACCAAAACCUACCACACCAUCUUCUCCUACACCGACAACAACACCAAAACCUACCACACCAUCUUCUCCUACACCGACAACUACAACAAAGUCUACAACAACUACACCAAAACCUACCACACCAUCUACCCCUACACCGACACCUAG